Messenger RNA from Rana temporaria (common frog), 3603 nucleotides. It is a transcript of the gene MLXIP, whose product is annotated as MLX interacting protein. Lineage: Eukaryota; Metazoa; Chordata; Amphibia; Anura; Ranidae. The record is from RefSeq and is a predicted model, not a curated record. Gene Ontology annotation, molecular function: DNA-binding transcription factor activity, RNA polymerase II-specific; protein dimerization activity; RNA polymerase II cis-regulatory region sequence-specific DNA binding. Gene Ontology annotation, biological process: regulation of transcription by RNA polymerase II. The coding region runs from base 123 to 2759 and encodes 878 amino acids. Gene Ontology annotation, cellular component: nucleus. The transcript is spliced from 18 exons.
AGGCCGGAGAUCACGUGAGGAGCAGGAGUCUCAGCCCCUCCCCCGGCUCGUCCGCGACAAUAACGCAGAGGGAAAUCGGCUCCGCGGACAGGAAUGUCCCGCCGGUGUUCGGAGCCGCAAGGAUGAUGAUGGCGAUGCCGAUGCGCUUGUCUCACGCCGCCUGCGCCAUGGUGAAGCAAGAGCCGGACGAUGACUCGGACACGGACGAGCCCAACUUACUGCUCAAGAAGUCAGACAGCGCCGAGCCGCAGAUCAUCCAUAGCGGCCACUUCAUGGUGUCCUCCCCGCACAGCGAGCACCCGCCCAAGAAAGGCUACGACUUCGAUACGGUCAAUGAGCAGGCCUGCCAGACGUACAGCGGCAAGACCAGCACAUGUCACCUGUCCAUAGACGCCUCCCUCACCAAGCUGCUGGAGUGUAUGACCCUGGCGUACAGUGGUAAGCUGGUUUCCCCAAAAUGGAAGAACUUCAAGGGCCUGAAACUACAGUGGAGAGACAAAAUCCGUCUAAACAAUGCAAUAUGGCGAGCGUGGUACAUGCAGUAUAGAGCGGGAAAGGAUGAGAAGCUCCUGUUUCUGUCUGAUUCAAAUAUAGAGAAACGACAAAAUCCAGUAUGCCACUUUGUGACUCCCUUGGAUGCAUCAAUCGAUUUUGAUGAACAUAGGAGACCAGAGGCUAUUGCUACAGAAGGAAGAUACUGGAAGAGGAGGAUAGAGAUUGUAGUCAGAGAAUACCACAAGUGGAGAACCUAUUUUAAGAAAAGGUUACAGAAACACCGAGAUGAAGAUCUCUCAAGCUUGGUCAAAGAUGAUGAUCUCGAUGCUGCGGUGCCAAUGGAAGAGGAGCCUCUCCUGGACAUGGAGAUGCUUAUGGCGGAGUUCAGUGACACUUUAUUUUCUACUAUUUAUUCACAUCAGCACAACCCAAAAGAGAUUGAACAUUCAGGGAAUGCAGAUAUGAUUCAACCCGAGCUUUUUCCACUUCAACCAAACUUGGAUUUGAUGGACACUUUUGAAUCUUUCCAAGAUCUUUUCUCUGGCAACCGUCUGCCAUCUUCUUUGUUUACUUCUGCCUCUUCUGUACCUGCUGUCCCACUGCCUGACCCUGCUUUGCAUUCCUGUAACCAGACAAUGGCGCCUCCUGGCUCGCCAUCUAGCAACCUUGCACCUGUGAAUCUUGAUGAGGAGUUGAUCCCAUCCCCAGGUCCUCCUUCCAUGCUUCCGCGAGUCCCUGAAGUGAGGAGGGAACGGGCAUCCAGUCUGGGAAAUAUUUCUACUGUUCAUGGACCAGUCAAGUUUAACUCGGACACUUCUAUAAACAACAACCAGCAUGGUUUCGUCCCAGUGUGCCCCCCUCCAGUUACGAUUUUUCAGACGCCGCCUGGUCAACAAACGUUGUCUCGAAAUCCUCGCCUGGCACCCCAGCCCUCUUUUGUUAGCCGGGACGCUGAUAAGUUUCACAUGUGUAAUGCCUCAGUUAUUACGCACACGGCCUCUGCCACCCUUACCCAUAAUCCUUCUGCAACUACCUUCAGUCAGAGCCAGAACCUUAUUCUCACAACGCAGCGACACGUGCCUUGCAACAUUUCAGUGCAAACUGCUGGGGUAAUGCAACAGACUGCCCCCCAAACCCAUGGGUACUUUACCAUUUCAAGCUCGGGGGCUAAGCAGAAAAAGCAGCCUCCAAAAAUUGUGCCUGCUCCUCAGCAAGAGACUGUAUCUUUGCUUUUUACUCCUGCAUCGUUUUCAGGUCAGACUCAAGCUGUGAUAGUAUCUCCAGCCUCCCUUAAGUCAGACACCAUGCUGGCACCAAGAAUUACUCAGUCCAGUGUUGUAAUUGCACCAGCAGGCCUUACAAGGUCUUCUGGAGUAUCAGAGUUCCACGGCAGUAUUCUUGUUGGACCAGCUCAGCGAUCUCAGGGCACCCAGAAGUCUCAGUCUGCUGUGUCUCGACUCUUUUCCAGUCCAACUCAAGACAUGCUGGUGAAGAGAGAGAUGUCCUCCUCCCAGAACUGCAGUACUGCACCUUCUCCCUCAUCCUAUCGGGUUUGUCAUCGUUCAAGACGAGGGUCGCCAUGUGCAUCUGAACACAGCCUCAGCCCUCCGCAAAGCUCAGGAAAAACCUCAUCUGACUCUCACUGCUCUACAUCUAAGAAUGAAAGAUUGAAGCAUAUUUCUGCAGAACAGAAGAGGAGAUUUAAUAUAAAGAUUGCCUUCAACACACUGCACAGUUUUGUUUCCUCAAGCUCCAAACCGAUCAGCCAUGCCAUCACACUACAGAAGACCGUGGAGUACAUUGCCAAACUGCAGCAGGAGAGGUCCAAUGUGUUGGAAGAGACCAGACGACUCAGGGAAGAAGUAGAAGAGUUGAACAUUGCCAUCAAUUCCUGUCAGCAGCAACUUCCAGCCACUGGUGUACCCAUAACUCCACAAAGAACAAACCAUAUGAGGGAUCUGUAUGACAAGUACGUGCAGAGGAGAACGAUUCAAAAUUGGAAGUUCUGGAUUUUCAGCAUCAUUAUAAAGCCCUUGUUUGACUCAUUCAAUGACAUAGUAUCUACAGCUAGCAUAGAAGAAUUGUACAGCACUACUGUAGAAUGGCUGGAACAUCAUUGCUCCCUCCCUGCAUUGAGGCCCAUGGUGCUAAGUACACUGCGUCAUCUGAGCACAACGACCUCCAUCUUGACUGACCCAUCAAGCCUGCCUGAGCAAGCCAAGCAGGCUGUUAGUAAGAACAGUAAUGGUGCUGGUGGUACAUAAAUGUAUACACUCUUAAAUAGAGAGAAGAGCUUGUGCUGUUACCUUUUCAGUGCUCUGUGAGCUGCAUUUCAACACUCCACCAGUGCAUCUAUGCUGCUGCAAUUGGUAACUGGCCAUUCAAUGCAUCCUUGGCUUUCAGGAAAAAACCCUAUCUCAGAGGAUCUGCAAGGUGUCACUUCUAUGAAGGGCAGGAAUGGCUAAAGAAUUCCUGUUCUUGGAGCAUCAACAAGAACCGUACAAUGAUUCAGUGAGGGGAAAUGACAUUAAAGGGAAUACAGUUCUGUGGUGUCAUCUUUUUAUUAUUUUUUUUCAAUGAAUCUCUGCAGCCUUCAUUUUAUGUGUUUUUAAACCUUUUAAUUUAGAGGACCUCACAAUUGCCUUCGAACAGUUAUUAAAGGCAUUUUGUUUAUCAAAAAGCUGAAAACUGGUCAGUAGAAUAAUAAUUGAGCCGUGUCCUCAAUCAUUUAACCUUUACAUUAUUGGACUCAGGUUUCUGCUCUUUUUAAGUUCCAAAGGCAAUUCUGGUGACAGUGCUGCAUCGAGAUCUCAUACCAGAAAUUGCAUACAAUAUCUUGUACAAGUCAGCAUUAUAAGCUCUCAGUUGUAACUGAGCAUGUGCAGAAUUCUCGUAUUCUACCUUUGCUUAUUUGACACCAGUCUCUAAGCAAUGUAGACCUAUUUUUUUUUUAAUUGUUAUUAUUAUUUCUCUCUGUGCAAAGAUAUGUUAAGCAAGCUAAUUGGCAAUUUUGAAAUUAGUACGGCUGUAUUUCUUUGGGGAAAAAAAGCUGCUUUGGCUUAAAGUGGAUGUAAACCCUCCAUACACAAAGUGAAGUGAACAGCCUCA